CUCCAUGAUUUAAAUCGUAAGAAGAACAAACGGAACUUAGAAGAGGUAAGAAUAACAUCUAGAGUGUUAUGAAUAAUUAUCCCAAUGAUGAGAAUGUCUAUCAAGAGUAAGUUUGGAGUCUUCGAACUCCAAUAUCUUUUCACAUGCGGUAGUGGAAUGUAGUAUUGUUAGAGACAAAUUUGUUGGAUAGUCAUUUUAACAAACUUUGUGGGUUCAACAAUUCUCAUGAAGUUCAAAAACAAACUUUGCUAAAAAUAUUCUCAUACGUAUCUUUUCAGAAGAUACAUGUAAUAUCACUUUCAUAUAUGAUUCUCUAGAUAAAUUUUUGAGAAAUAUGCCAAAUAAUGGAUAACUUUAUCAAAUAGCUCAUUAUUCUCAUAAUGAUCUUAAUCAUCAAUACGUUUGAUGGAUACUUUACUCAUUCUUAUCAUUUGGGCAUCACAUGAUUUUCUCUUGCAAAUAUUUGAUUUGCAAUACAAGAGAAUACUGUAUAUGUUCUUUCAAGCUAUUGAUUUCAUUUACCUUUGAAUACUCUUCUAGAGUUUCAAGUCAUUCAAUAAUAACUUAUUAUCUUUGAAUACUCUUUCAGAGUUUCAAACCUAUCCGGGUAAUAAUGUUGGUGGUGGUGAUUCAUUAUUCUUUGUGUCUCUGUAAACAUUGGAUGGUUUAUUCAAUUCACAAAUGUUGAAACAUGGUUAAGGGUAUAACAGUUUGAUUACUUUUUCUAAAGUAUAUCAUACUGUUGAUAAACCUGUCCAUUCGGUAUGUAAGGUCUCUGUGACAUUUUGCUAUUGGUCCUUGCUACUGACAAACAAAGCGAACAAGAAGGCUCGGGCCUUAUUUGUUUAUGUUCAGUGAAGUAACAAGUGAUCCGAAUAAUUCUUCUCAGGCAGGCAAAGCACAAGCAACAGUGAUUUGGGAUUGAUCAAGAUUCAAAAUUGUCAUAUCAAUGGUACGAACUAAUUAAAAUAGAGAUUUUCAGACUCUACUCAUGAAUUGGAAGUUAAGAAAAUGAAAAGACAUAGUUUUUGAAUUCUCCAUACAUCUAAUGUAGUUAUCCUACUUGUUAAUGUGAAGAAGAAGAAGAAGAUAAAUGAGAUAGAGAGGAUCGAGGUGUGAACCAGAGAGAGUUCCCAUAAAUCAAUCAACUGUACAAGUGGGGUUACAAAGAGAAGAAGAAAUUAAUACAAACUAAAAAAAACUAAUAUUUUAUAUUGUAUUAAUAGUGUGUAUUUGUUUAGUAUAUAAAUGCACACUCGUGUCCUGGCAUGGAUUCUCUGUACAUUUUUUUUUCUUGGCAGAAAGAAGAGAUAUUAAUUAUGUGAAUGAUGACUGUGCAUGCAGUUGUUUAUUUAUUCACCUCUUAAUUAAUUGAUUAAUUAACUAAUUAAAGACUAGUAUCGGGAACUGUUGCGGUGGUGUUGAAUGUUCAUGUAUUGUCUCUCUAUGAACUCUUAGAAUGACCAUUUUGCCAAGUUCAGAAACAAAAACAAAAAAGGUAAAUCUUUUUUCUUCCUGUUGACAGAGUUAGUUUUUUUUAAAUUGAAUGAAUCGAAUAGAUGAAUUGAUUAAUACAAUCAAUUUUUUUCAUCGUAGUAAUUUAAAUUAACCAAAUACCAAAUUGUAGUCAAAUACUUUUACUGCCAUCACUACAGCAUCUAUCUAAAAAGAUAUUUGACUAAUCAUUUCCAGACUUGAAAUGUUAUACAAAUACGACGAAUAUUGAAUCAUUUAUAGGGAAAAUAAUUACAUAAGUACAUAUAAUCGAUCACGUUUAGAUUGGAUAGUGAUAAAAACAAAAAUUUAUAUUCAUCAUAUAUCUGUAAAAUUCAUAUCCUAGUUUUUAUCUAUGCCCCCUAUCAGGCAAUUUUAUUUAGUUUGUUCGCUUUUUUUUUAUAUUUAUCCAAUCAAUUAAUGCUCACGCCAACUGAAUCGGGUCAUUCAUAAUCAAAUUCGAUCCACUGCCCAAACUACCACCCUAUAUUUUCAAAAACUAGGCUUUAUUUUGUUGGAUUAAAAUAUGAGAAGGCACAACUUGGUGGAGAAGAAGAAGAAUGGUUCUCUAAUUCUCUAUCUAGCUAGCUAACCCAUUACAUUUUUGUUUACUUAAGUAUAGCUUCAUAUCUCCCACCCACUCAAAAUUCUCUCUUUUCAACCACUCUCUCCCUCUCUUCUCAAUCCCUCCCAUUUCCCUCCUUUUUCUCUCAAAAAGGAAAGAGCUUCUCACCUUCAAGCAAUAACUCCAUUCAUGUAUAUGUCCCUUUGCAAAACAAAAAAAAACUCUUCAUCAUCUUCGAUACGAAUUCACUACUUCUUCCUCCUCUUCCAUUUUGUAUAAUCAAAGUUUGCUUAUAUUCUCCUCUUCUUGAGAUCGAUUAAAUUUUGGAAGCAUAAUGAAUUCCAACAACUGGCUCUCCUUCCCACUUUCGCCGACACAUCCCACCUUGCAAACCCAUCUCCAGUCUUCUCAUCACUCCGGCCACCACUUCUCCAUCGGCCUAGUCAAUGACACCAUGGACAACUCUUUUCAAUCCCAAGGGGAUUGGAGCCUUAUGAACAGUCAAGCAAGCAAUGAAGUUCCAAAAGUGGCCGACUUCCUAGGGGUGAGCAAAUCCGACAACGACAGCCACCACGCCGGAGAUUUAAUCUCCUACAACGACCUUCAACAUCAUCAUCACCACCACCAGACCAAUGAUGCCGCGGCGGAAUACAUGUUUGCCACCGGCGGCGGCGGCGGCAGCAGUCUGCUGCCGGUGCACAACUCCGCGGCGGUGGUAGCUGCCACCGCCUCUAGUAACUACGAGUACCAAGAGAGUGCCGGCAGCCUGCAAGGGCUGACGUUGUCCAUGGGGAGCGCCAGCGGGAAGAGCGAGACCAGUGGGGAUAACACUAGCACCAAUAGCGCCACCGCCGAGGCCGCCGCUCCGAGGAGGACAUUGGAUACUUUCGGCCAGAGAACCUCCAUUUAUCGCGGCGUUACGAGGCAUAGAUGGACGGGAAGGUAUGAAGCACACCUUUGGGACAAUAGCUGCAGAAGGGAAGGCCAAUCAAGGAAAGGACGACAAGGUGGGUAUGAUAAAGAAGAUAAGGCUGCUAGGGCUUACGAUAUGGCUGCUCUAAAGUAUUGGGGUCCAUCUACUACCACCAAUUUCCCCAUCACCAACUAUGAAAAGGAGUUGGAGGACAUGAAGCAUAUGACCAGACAGGAAUUCGUAGCUUCCAUUCGAAGGAAGAGUAGUGGCUUCUCCAGAGGUGCAUCUAUGUAUCGUGGUGUUACGAGGCAUCACCAACAUGGAAGAUGGCAAGCGAGGAUCGGCAGAGUUGCCGGAAACAAAGAUCUCUACCUCGGCACCUUCAGCACGGAGGAAGAGGCGGCGGAAGCUUACGACAUAGCGGCGAUAAAAUUCCGCGGCCUCAACGCCGUCACCAACUUCGACAUGAACCGCUACGACGUGAAGAGCAUCCUCGAGAGCAGCACGCUCCCCAUCGGCGGCGGCGCCGCCAAGCGGCUCAAGGAAGCCCAGGCGCUCGAGUCCUCCCGCAAAAGGGAGGAGAUGAUCGCCCUCGGCUCCACCUACCCUUACGCCGCCGCCGCAGCCGGCUCGAGCCGGCUCCAAGCCUACUCUUUAAUGCAGCCGACUACGACGCCGUACGAGACCCAGCCGCUGCUCUCUCUACAAAACGGCACCGACAUCUCGUCCUACGACGCCGUUCAGAACAACUACCUGCAGACGCAGCUCCACCUGGCGAACCAAUCGGCUGCUGCCACGUCGUCGUACCCGGGCUCGUUCUACAACAGUUACUUGCAGAGCAAUCCGGGGAUGCUCCACGGGUUGAUGAGCAUGGAGAGCGGGAGCAAUAAUAAUAAUAAUGGCGGUGGUCCGGGUGGGGCGGGUUACGGUUCGGUUGGUGGUGGGUUCUUGGGGAUGGGGACCGGUGGGUUGGGCAGCUUGGGUGGACCGGGUUCCGGAGGAGAGGAAGGGGUUGGGCCGUUGGUGAAGGUGGACUAUGAUAUGCCUUCGACCGCUGGGUAUGGUGGCUGGACCGGGGAGUCUGUUGUCACAGGGUCGAACCCUAGCAUGUUUACGAUGUGGAAUGAUUGAUCCGAUCGAUCCAUCGAGUCGAUUGUGCUGUAGAGGAAGAUGGUUGAAACUUGGAGGAGGGAGUGUGGAUCAUCUAAUUAAUUAACUCUAAGUUUAAGGCUAAUUGUUUCCUUGAUUUUGUUUUCGAUUUCAGCUUCGGUUAACAAGGAGAGAGAUGGAUGUGAAUCGACUCGUUACUGACCUCUCGAAUCUGGAUUGGUUGAUUGGGUUAGUUUUCGUUCUUUUGGGUGUAUUGGGGACACGUGGGGCUUUGAUUAUGGGUGAAUUACCACCCAAAUUUUGUAACCUAUAUUGCUCAUGUGUCUUCUUUGGAGCGAACUAUUUAAUUGAUAAAGAAAAGUAUAUCCUCGGCAAUGUUUUGUAUUCAUUUUCUGUAAUAUCAUAUAUUUUCUUCUUCUUCUUCUUCUUCUUCUUCUUCUUCCUUUGGACUUGUUUCGUUAAUUCAUUUGUUGCACCAUCCAUGUUGUUGCAUGCAUGAAGAGUAAUCCGAGGCUCCGAGCGGCGACGUCCUUCCCCUUGCAUGUUGGGCCUGGGCUUUAUUCUUUUAACAUGGGGCAGCCCGGCUGCAAACUGCAAUUAUGGGCUGCAAGCGAUCUGUUCCUUUCCUGGAUUCCCCAAGGUAAAGGAUUUGCUUCGUGGGUCUCGUGAUCGGAACAUAUAGCCGUCAUGGUUCGUCGAGUUAUGGUUCUCACUUUAUAUAUUUGAGGUGUUUGGUUGUUGUGUUUCUUGGACUUAUAUAUAGUAGAUAGUUUGGAUCCCAAAUGGAACCUUGAUCAUGUUAUGUUCCUCUUAUUUAGGGUGAUCGAAUGUAUCCUUCUUCUUUCUAAUGAUGAUGAGUUUGUUACACCCAUAUGCAAGACAAAGUCAGAUGGGGGUUCGCUAUAUAUGAUGGUGUUUGCUUAUCCAUUCGCGGUGUAACUUAUAACUCUUCCUGAAUGUAGAAGAAGGGAGACUGAACCGAAUGGUUGUUUGUGCCGAUACAAAUAUUGUCAUGGACAUAUGUAGUAGUCGUCGGACAUGCGAUACAAAUGUUGUAGGGGUACCAUGAAUUCUUUUAAAGAGAUUUGUUUAACAUUAGAUACAUUCAGGGACGGAGCUAGGAUCCAGUGGUCGGGGGCCGGACUUUAUUGUAUAAUAUCAGUAAAAAAAUUAAUAUUUACAUAGUGAGUCAUAAGCUUCAAAAUUUAAUUAUCUAGACUCCGAAAUUUAAUUAUCUAAAUUAGAAAAAUAUUAUAAGAUCCAAAAUUUCAUUAUCUAGUUUAAAAAUUAAAAAGUAUUUGAAUAAGUACAAAAGUUAAGUGAUCAGUCUAAAUUUUAAACAAAAACUCAACCAAAGUAGGAAAACUAAAAAAACAAUGUUGCUGCUAGGGAUUGAACCAUGGUACUGGGGUAUUCACAAAUACCAGGCAACUGCUGCAUUCCAUUAGACUAGACCAAAACAUUAUUAAUCAUUAUUGCACGUUAUCGUUAUUCUACAAUAGUUAACUUCUUCAGAAUUUUCAAAAUUCCCGAUAUUUUUACUCGCGAUCUCCAAAAUUCUCGGGGGGAGGAGGAGGGGGUGCCCGAGGCACAAGGUAGCUCCGCCCCGUGUCAUACAAUUUCAUAGUAUUGUGUUCCAUUAUCGUAUUUGUGUUAAGCAAACCUUUUUUUUUCUUCCAAUUUUGUUCUCUUUGGUAUAUUCGUUACCUUUAAAUGGGAGUUGUAGUAUCGAUUGUCGUCCGGCGGCAAUGAUAGAAUACUUCGAAUUCGUUCGUGCCAUCAAUUAGUGCCUAUGAGGAUCUGUAAUGAAACCACCAUCCCAACCAGUUCAACGAUUAGGCGUUUUGCUGUCUGUUUUGAGUAAAAAGAAAGGGGCAAAAGCAGAGAAUUAGCUUAGGCUGCUAGGCAGAGUGAGUCCAAGUUCGAUUUUGGAAAUGUUUGUCCCCUUCUUUGUGUUUUUUUUUUUCCCAUUCGAUAUCUUGAUUAGAGAGAUAAAACAUCGAUCGAAAA
Molecule: messenger RNA, 6092 nt
Organism: Linum trigynum
Lineage: Eukaryota; Viridiplantae; Streptophyta; Magnoliopsida; Malpighiales; Linaceae
Source: the annotation of a GenBank genome assembly